AUGUGUAAUUAUACAGACAGUAUGAUAAAUAGAGCAAAAACGCCAGCUCCGUGUCACAGCCUAUUUCCCGUUUUAAUUGCAAUUGGAAUUUUAUGUUUCAUACUCACAAUAAUUACAAACACUGGAAAUUCAAAAUAUCUCGAAAAACUGAAGUCCCGGCUACGAUAUCCUUCAAUAUUCGUAGAAGUGCCGAAUUCAAUUGAAUACAAUUUAAACGAAUAUAAUGUGAAAACACACAAAGGAUAUGUUUCAAUGCAUCAAUUGAAUGAAAGGGUGAAUUUUUAAUAUCCAAAAAAUUUGCAAUCGACAGUUGCCGAAAUUACUAAAUCAAAAAAAAUUGGCAAUCAAUUAUUUCUUCUGGAUCGAAAGUUUCCGCAAUUUUUCGGCAGCUGUUAAAUAUAUAAUUUUGUUAAAGUGAUAUUUUGUUUUGAGAAAAUAAUGGCACAAUUAUGGCACAAACCUGGUACUGUAAGAGUACUGUAGUUUUAGUAAAAAGAGUGGUUGCCUUUUGAAGGGGUUAGAGAAUCACUAAUUUCCGUGAGCCACAAAAUUAUGAUUUUUAUAAUAAAAAGUCGUAUUACUUCUGGUGUACAAAAUUCUCGGAUAUCAAAUCGUAAAUCCGACAUUACCGGUACCGACUCUUCGAAUGUUCAACGAACCAACGUGUGGUAUUAUAUUUUCCGAAUGGCUCAGAGUGUCAAAAGAAGAACAACCAAACUAUCCGCCAAAACAAAUUCCAUCUGGAGACUCCGACGCAUUCCUCUUAUUCGGUUAUGUCGCAAUAAACAACGAAUGGUAUAUAAAUGAUAAGAAUUCGGCAUCUGGACAAAAGCCGAAAAACUGGAACAAAAUAUCAGAGCUAAUGGAAUAUCCAAAAGAAAAGUUGGCCGAUGUGGCGUAUCACACAGAAGCUUUGUCUGUGUUUUAUGCAAUGGAUACUCAUCGAUUGGAUGGAAUGAGUGGUGUUGUCAUUGGAAGUAUGCAACCGUGGGUUGAAGUUAUGGCACUCAGACAGGAGCGUUGAGAAUAUUGACAGUGGAAUACAAUACAUUGGAAAUUCAAGAAACGUUCAAAAAUCGACUCUCGUCAAUUCUCCCUACGGAUUUUGUUACGAAUUGGCAAAACUAUACCGAAUCAUUUGAUUUUGCUGCUUCAUUUUCAUCAAUCGAACAUUUUGGAUUGGGACGCUAUGGUGAUCCAAUUGAUCCUAUCGGGGAUUUGAGAGAAAUGUUAAAAAUUAAAUGUAUUCUUAAAAAAGGAGGAUUACUGUUUCUCGGUGUUCCAAUUGGAACCGAUGCGAUCUCAUAUAAUGUUCAUAGAAUCUACGGUCCCGUUCGAUUAGCACUGAUGAUGUAUGGUUUCGAAUGGAUUGGCACAUUUUCUGGGGAUCAAGAGAAAUCAUUUGAUCUUAAUUCAAUACGACUUCACGAGAAAGAUCUAUUUGCAUUGUCACAAUAUACAAUGGUUUUGAGAAAACUUUAAUC
This is a messenger RNA of Caenorhabditis elegans, 1484 nucleotides long. NCBI's taxonomy places the organism in Eukaryota, Metazoa, Nematoda, Chromadorea, Rhabditida, Rhabditidae. The record is from the annotation of a RefSeq genome assembly.